AUGGUGUCGACAGAAGAGGAGCUCAAGCAAGCUCUAACCACACUCUCUAAGCUAUCCGACCUCAAGACCCCAACUGACGAUGAAAUUCACACACCAGAGUCCCGUCAGCAGGCGUUUCAGCUCCUUACCGCCUCUACACCGCUCUUCUCGACCCUGAAACGACUCAAUCGCAUAAUCUACACCGAUGUCCAGUCGCAAAAAACUCGCGUUGCCGAAGAACGUUCCAAAGUAGAUAUAGCCCGACUAGCCCUGCAGAACUUGAAGUACGAAGAAGCAAUGCUCGAACUUGAAGUCAAAGUCUGUCAAGAAUUCCAGUCCAUCUUCCAAACAAUACCCCUUCACUCCCUGGAGGAGUUCAACACUUUACGGAAGAGUUUGGGUGAGGAGGAAGGAGACGAAGAGGAGGGGGAGCAAGAUGAUCACAAGUUGAUGUUAGCAAGGUUGAAAUUUGAGCUGAAGGAGAGGAAGAGGUUGGAGACGGAGAAACAGAAGUUGCAGCAAGAUAAGACGGAGGUGGCGAGGGAGAAUAAGGAGAAGAAGGUGAAACUGGAGGAGACGGAGAAACAACUGAAGGAUUUGUUGGCUGCUGCGCUUGCCGUACAAGCUAAGCUCGAGAGCUUUUAG
Molecule: messenger RNA, 624 nt
Organism: Ustilago hordei
Lineage: Eukaryota; Fungi; Basidiomycota; Ustilaginomycetes; Ustilaginales; Ustilaginaceae
Exons: 2
Coding region: 1-624 (207 amino acids)
Biological process (GO): mRNA export from nucleus; positive regulation of DNA-templated transcription, elongation
Cellular component (GO): THO complex part of transcription export complex
Molecular function (GO): mRNA binding
Source: RefSeq, a predicted model, not a curated record